UGAAGUGUCACCACCGCAAUACAGACGAACGGAAGACAGGUCGUUCUCCUCCACGGGAAAAAGCUCGUGAAGCAGCGCUUUAAAACGAGCCCAGCAGCUUAAUGAAGGCUAACGUCAGAUCCCCGGCAAAGGCGGACUGAAACUGGGCUCUUUAAACCCAUUGCGCAGCGUUUCUUGACCGUAUCCAUCAGAAACAUUUACGUCAAACUUCUCACCAGACCGAGACCUCACUAUAGAUAUCAUGGAAUAGAGGGACGUCGAGAGAAGACAGGCAACAAAAAUUGACGUUUUCUCCUGAAAAACGGUAGAGCGAAAGAAACUGGUCCGUAUAAAAUCACCAUCGAGCUCUGUAGUGGAUUGAAAGCAGGGGCUGAACAUGUCUGUACCGAAUGUCUUGGCGAAGGCCCUGUAUGACAAUGUGGCGGAGUCUCCAGAUGAGUUGUCCUUUCGGAAAGGGGACAUCAUGACCGUUCUGGAGAGGGACACGCAGGGUUUGGACGGCUGGUGGCUGUGUUCGCUGCACGGCCGUCAAGGAAUCGUCCCUGGCAAUCGGCUGAAAAUCCUUGUGGGCAUGUAUGAUAAGCAACAACAGCAGCAGUUACAGCAGGCAUCGGGUCAGUCCAGCCCAACCCAGAGCCUUCUCAACCUGCCUCAGAGUGCCUACAACAAGCCCACCCCUGCCUCCCAGUACACAGCAAUGCACCCUGCCUUCCCCUCCUCCAGCUCUGCCAACUCAUCCAUGCCUGACAACGUCUACAUGCUCCCUCCAAACCAUGGCCUGCCGGCCCCUUCCAGCCUCUACCAGGUGCCUACAGGCCCCCAAACUCCCCAACCCAAAGCCCCCGCUUUAGCACAGAAGCAAGGCCACGGACAGUACUCCCCCUCUCCGCAGGAUAUCUACCAGGUGCCGCCCUCCAUUAACGUUCCGGGACAGGACAUCUACCAGGUGCCGCCCACAGUAGGAGGCCUGUGUCCUGGACAGGACGUGUACCAGGUGCCGCCCUCUGUGAACCAGACGCAAGACAUUUACCAGAUUCCUCCAUCAAUAGAGAGGAGCUGGGACUCUCCCAAACCCAUUGGAAAGGUGGUUGUUCCCACACGUGUUGGCCAGGUAUAUGUGUACGACACAGGGAAGAAUGAACAGGAUGAAUAUGACGUCCCCAGACACCUCCCAUCCACCCAAGACAUCUAUGAUGUGCCACCUAUCCGCACUCAAUACAACCAGCAGGUGUACGAUACUCCCCCCAUGGCUAUGAAAGGCCCACCUAGCAGAGAUGGACAGGAGAUCUAUGAUACACCACCUAGUGUGGACAAGAUUCAGCUGCACUACCAACAAACGGUAUAUGACAUUCCCCCAUCUGUCAGCAAAGAUGUUCCAGAUGGUCCAAUCAGAGAGGAAACAUACGAUGUUCCUCCUCACUUCGCUAAGAUGAAUCAGAACCAGGCCUAUCUGUCUCAGAUCCCCGGAGGUCCUGAGCCUCCCAUACCAGAAGACGUUUAUGAUGUCCCUCCUCCUCAGCUAACAGGAAAACGCCAGCAGCAAGGUCAGGAGAUCUAUGACAUCCCCGCCAGUCUUCGCAAGGGCAGCCCACAGGACCACCACCCCGGAGAUGUGUACGAUUUCCCCCGCGAACGCCCAACGGGUGAAGAAUCGAAUGACUACGUGUACGAUGUGCCUCCACAGGUGGUGCGUGAUGCUGCGGCCACCGAGGAGCUUACGGUGAGCUUUAAGCGGCUCUCUGCGUCCAGCACGGGAAGCACUCGCAGUAACCAUUCGACAUCUUCUUUGGACAUGGUGCCGGUGAGGGACUCUUCUGGACCCGGCCGCCUGCUGCUUCUCGAUCUGGACCAGGCCAUGGAGCGGUUGUCCCGUCUACAGCAGGGUGUGGAGAGCUCGGUGUCUGUCCUCAUGUCCUUCAUCAGCGGGAACUGGCGUAGCUCUACUCAGAUGGAGUCCAACCUCCCCACCAUCAGACAGGCUGUGGAACGCAUUCGAGUGGCCGUCAGGGACCUCCUGGAGUUCUCCAGGGGUGCCGUGGCCAAUGCCACCCAGGCCACCGACCGCACGCUACAGACCAAGCUAGGGAAGCAGCUGCAGAAGAUGGAGGAGACCUUCCAAGGUCUGGUGAAGUACACGCAGGCGCUAGACUCCCUAGGGUGGUCCCCAGCAGCCCUCAUGGCACCCCCUGCAGGCUCAGGUGGGGACGAUUUAGAUCGUUUGGUGAUUUGUGCCCGUGGCGUGCCAGAUGACACCAAGCAGUUGGCGUCAUUCCUCCAUGGCAACGCUUCUUUGCUCUUCAAACGGACAAAUAAGCAGCAGCAGCUGCCGUUGCCGCCUGUACCGCAUACGGGUGACAUGAUGGGUCAGCUGACCAACAACAAUAACAUCUCAGCCUAUCAGUCAGGCACACCCGAACGGGCUAACAUCCAGUCACGGCCGCUACCCUCCCCUCCGAAAUUCACGGCUGAGGAAGGGACUCCAGACAGGCCAUAUGAGACGACAGAGGAGGGAUGGAUGGAGGACUAUGACUAUGUGCAUUUACAGGGUAAAGAAGAGUUUGAAAAGAACCAGAGACAUCUGUUGGAAAAGGGGAGCAUCAAGCAAAAUAAAAUAGUGCUGGAACAGCAACAGUUAAAGCAGUUUGAAAGACUAGAGCAGGAGGUCUCCCAACCAAUCAACAACGACAUCUCAGGCUGGACCCCGCCCUCUCAAUACCCACAGACGCCGCGCAGUAAGCUGUGUAUGGGCGACCGGCAGCUUUUGCUCUUUUACAUGGAGCAGUGCGAGGCAAACAUCACCACGCUCACCAACGCCAUCGACGCUUUCUACUCCUCCGUCAACAACAACCAGCCCCCCAAGAUAUUCGUCGCCCACAGCAAGUUCGUCAUCCUCAGCGCUCACAAGCUUGUUUUCAUAGGAGAUACGCUCUCCAGGCAAGCCAAGUCUCCUGACGUGCGCACCAGGGUGGCCCAGCACAGCAACACGCUCUGUGACAAGCUCAAAGACAUUGUGGUGAGCACCAAAACCGCAGCCCUGCAGUAUCCCUCGCCGGGUGCUGCCAGAGACAUGACAGAGAGGGUGCGGGAGCUCGCAGGAUGCACCCAACAGUUUCGCAUGGCACUUAGUCAGCUACUGGCUAUGUGAGUUCAGGGGUGAAUGGACUCGGGGACAGUAUAUGUACAGAGCCUCUUUAAGACUCUUUGGAGAAACGUACCCUGCUUUUUCUUAACAAAAAGGACAAAAAUGAUGAAUGGGCAGAGCCAUCGGUUGUAAAUGAAUCAUUGUACAUAUUUAAGUUUUGAUGUCGGGGAUACUGUAAUGCAGAUGGUGGAGGAAUUUUUUGAACAGAUGAGGAGAGUGAGAAGGAAAAUAUCUAAAAUAGUAGUUUUAAGACAUUAUGCUUUAUCAUAGCUAUACUGUAAUUAUUGCUCUGAUUGUUAUAAAUGUCAUCACUAUUAUGAGAUGUUGACUAAAGGUGUUUAAACAUUUUCAGGUGUAUGUAGAAAUACAACCAUUUACAAAACAAGGCUUUUUCUUGAAUCAUGCCUGCUGGAAGAAAAAAAGGCGCAGAUGUGUAUCCACUUGCUGUUACUGUUUUUAAAGAGACUGUGAUAGUGUCAACGCCGAGCAUGCUGGGAGUGAGCUGACUGGCAGACAGAAAAGACAUUCUUCAUAUUUCAUUGGAGAUUUGAACCCAAACUUUCCAGUGCAAAGUCAUUGACGUCUAUGGAUAACUAAUAAUUCAAAUCCAUUUUUGAAAAAAUCGUUUUGUUUUAAAAAGCUCAUGAUAAAGUGUCAGUUCCCUUUAUUUUUAUAAGGUCUAUCAGUGGAUAGAUAGUUCCUAUUCCUCCCACGUUCCCUUUGGCAUGUCCUACACUAUUUCGUUGUUUUAUACUCAGUUGUGGGCGGUCCUUCAACUUAAAGCCGAUAGCGCGGAUACCUGCUGGACAGGUGCAUUGUGGCAACAAGGUCCUUGGUUUCACUGAUAUCCUCUCAAUUUAUUGUACAGUUUCUCAUCAGUGUGUUCGAGAAGUAUUUGCUUUCCUUCUUUAGAAACGCUUACUUUCUUUAUUCAUACAGAGGCUUUCAGUGCACACAUUUGAAAUAAACCUAAAACCAGCUUGUCUUAA
Molecule: messenger RNA, 4131 nt
Organism: Triplophysa dalaica
Lineage: Eukaryota; Metazoa; Chordata; Actinopteri; Cypriniformes; Nemacheilidae
Gene: bcar1
Product: BCAR1 scaffold protein, Cas family member
Exons: 7
Coding region: 377-3145 (922 amino acids)
Biological process (GO): cell migration; cell surface receptor protein tyrosine kinase signaling pathway
Cellular component (GO): plasma membrane; cytoplasm; focal adhesion
Molecular function (GO): protein binding
Source: RefSeq, a predicted model, not a curated record